This is a messenger RNA of Thlaspi arvense, 2466 nucleotides long. Lineage: Eukaryota; Viridiplantae; Streptophyta; Magnoliopsida; Brassicales; Brassicaceae. The record is from the annotation of a GenBank genome assembly.
AUGGACAUGGAUUCUACCAACGGUAAUGGAACUGAGCUUGAAUCAGCAAAUGGGAGUGGGGUUACUGAUGCACUGCCUCCUCCCCCACCGAUCAUACCUCCCAAUGUUGAGCCAGUGCGGCUUAAAACCGAAGAGAAGAAAAACCUGAAAAUCCCUAUGGCUCGGAAUGGGACUAAUGGUAACGCAAGCCCCAAUGGGAACGAAGGCGAUGGUGAUAGGAAAAGACUGCGUCGGCCCAACCGUGCCAAAAACUUUAGAGUGGAGAUCAGCUAUGCGGCCAAGAUUCCUCUACAAGCUCUUGCUAAUGCAAUGCGUGGCCAAGAAUCUGAGAUGUCGCAGGAAGCAAUAAGGGUUUUGGAUAUAAUCUUGCGCCAACACGCUGCUAGACAAGGCUGCCUGCUUGUGCGACAGUCAUUUUUCCAUAAUGACCCGAGUAACUGUGAACCAGUUGGUGGUAACAUCCUAGGGUGUAGAGGAUUCCAUUCGAGUUUCCGAACGACGCAGGGUGGCAUGUCCCUCAACAUGGAUGUUACAACCACGAUGAUAAUCAAGCCUGGUCCUCUUAUUGACUUUGUUCUUGCUAACCAAGAUGCAAAAGAUCCGUUUAGUGUUGACUGGUCUAAGGCAAAAAGGGCGCUCAAGAACCUGAGGGUUAAAGUCAGCCCCUCAAACCAAGAGUUCAGGAUCACUGGCAUAAGUGAUAAGAUCUGCAGUGAACAGAAGUUUGAAUAUAGGCCAAGGAACGCACUGAAGAAUGAGAAUGGUGAGUUCGAAACUGUUGAAAUAACAGUAUCUGAGUACUUCAACAAGGAAAGGCAUCUGGAGUUGCAAUAUUCUGGAGAUCUGCCGUGCAUCAAUGUCGGGAAGCCAAAACGACCAACUUAUAUUCCUAUUGAGCUCUGCUCCUUGAUUCCGCUUCAGAGGUACACAAAAGCGCUGAAUACUUUCCAAAGAUCUGCCCUUGUCGAGAAAUCUAGACAGAAGCCCCAAGAGAGGAUGAGUGUCCUGUCCAAAGCUCUUCAAGUUAGCAACUAUGACACUGAGCCUCUCUUGCGCUCCUGUGGCAUUUCAAUCAGCUCUAACUUUACUCAGGUGGAGGGUCGCGUUCUGCAAGCUCCCAAGCUAAAAGCGGGGCAAGGAAAUGAAAUAUUCACACGAAACGGUCGCUGGAAUUUCAACAACAAGGAAUUUGUUGAGCCAACCAAGAUACAAAAAUGGGCUGUUGUAAAUUUCUCUGCGCGCUGCAAUGUACGUCAAAUCGUAGAUGAUCUAACUAGAAUUGGAGCAUCGAAAGGAAUUGAAAUUGCUGCUCCUUUUACUGUGUUUGAGGAAAACCGUAGAUUCUGCAAUGCUCCUCCUCUUAUUCGUGUAGAGCAGAUGUUUGAGGAGAUCCAAUCUAAACUCCCAGGUGCUCCGCAGUUCAUUCUUUGUCUUCUCCCCCAGAAGAAGAACUGCGACAUUUAUGGCCCUUGGAAGAAGAAAAACCUUACUGAGUACGGCAUUGUUACUCAAUGCAUGGCUCCAACGCGACAGCCUAACGAUCAGUAUCUUACAAACUGUCUUCUGAAGAUCAAUGCCAAGCUUGGUGGCCUGAACGCUAUUCUGAGCGUUGAGCGUACACCAGCCUUCACUGUCAUUUCGAAGGUCCCAACCAUCAUCCUUGGGAUGGAUGUUUCACAUGGUUCUCCGGGACAGUCUGAUGUCCCUUCCAUUGCUGCUGUGGUGAGUUCUAGGCAGUGGCCUCUAAUCUCCAAAUACAGAGCAUCUGUUCGCACACAGCCUUCAAAGGCUGAGAUGAUUGAGUCUCUCAUCAAGAAAAAUGGGAAUGAAGACGAUGGCAUUAUCAAGGAGUUGCUGGUAGAUUUCUACGCUAGCUCUGGUAAGAGAAAGCCAGAGCAUAUCAUAAUCUUCAGGGAUGGUGUUAGUGAAUCUCAGUUCAACCAGGUUCUGAACAUUGAACUUGAUCAGAUCAUUGAGGCAUGUAAGCUAAUGGAUGAGAAAUGGAACCCAAAGUUCCUUCUGUUGGUGGCUCAAAAGAAUCAUCACACCAAGUUUUUCCAGACUAACUCUCCUGAUAACGUUCCACCAGGGACUAUCAUCGAUAACAAGAUCUGUCACCCGAAAAACAAUGACUUCUAUCUCUGUGCACACGCCGGAAUGAUUGGAACGACUCGUCCUACACAUUACCACGUCUUGUAUGAUGAGAUCCAUUUCUCACCUGAUGAACUUCAAGAACUCGUCCACUCGCUCUCAUAUGUGUACCAAAGAAGCACCACUGCCAUUUCUGUUGUUGCGCCGAUCUGCUAUGCUCACUUGGCAGCUGCUCAGCUAGGGACUUUCAUGAAGUUUGAAGACCAAUCUGAGACGUCAUCAAGCCACGGUGGUGUGACAGCUCCAGGACCAGUCUCGGUGCCUCAGCUCCCCAAACUCAAAGACAAUGUCGCAGAUUCUAUGUUCUUCUGUUAG